Prunus persica (peach) is the source of this 429-nucleotide messenger RNA. RefSeq lists its product as uncharacterized. Lineage: Eukaryota; Viridiplantae; Streptophyta; Magnoliopsida; Rosales; Rosaceae. The record is from RefSeq and is a predicted model, not a curated record. The coding region runs from base 1 to 429 and encodes 142 amino acids. The transcript has a single exon.
AUGCCCAAACUAGAGGGUGGCAUGGGUUUCCGGAACCUUCAUGAUUUCAACCUUGCAUUACUUGCUAAACAAAGCUGGAGAUUGCUUACAGAGCAAAAUUCUUUUUGGGCUUUGAUUAUGAAGAGCAGAUACUUCCCUUCUUGUAAUUUCCUUAAAGCUAGCAAAGGGGCUUGUGCUUCUUGGGCGUGGGCAAGCAUGCUAGAGGGCAGAGAAGUGAUCAUUAGGGGUUCUCAAUGGAAAAUUUUAAAUGGAACCAGAGUUAAGCUAUGGAUUGAUAAAUGGUUUCCUGUGUCGCUAGACGAUAUGCUCCAUCCUAUUAAUGAUGAGUUAGUAGACGAGAAUGCUUUUGUGUCUGAAAUUAUUAACCCCAUCACAAAGAGUUGGGACUUAUCAAAUCUUAAUGGUAGAAUCUCGGAUCAGGAUGCUUGA